Messenger RNA from Arctia plantaginis, 1641 nucleotides. Lineage: Eukaryota; Metazoa; Arthropoda; Insecta; Lepidoptera; Erebidae. The record is from the annotation of a GenBank genome assembly.
AUGCAUCUCAAGUAUUUGUGGUAUCGAUGUUGUUCGUAUGACUGUUUGGCAACCACAGCAACUAAAGAACACAGAUCUCCAGAGCAGGAGGAACAGAGAUCGUCUCCCACUCCCGGACCACCCAGCCCACAGAAUAACGGCACUGCUGCCGCUCUUUCCUCUACGGAGUCUCUGUCUCCACCGCUGGCUGAAGCGUCACGGUCAGCGCCAGCUCUGCAGAGACUCAGGAGGUUCCUGUCGGCUCUGCAGCAGUUUGCCACAGAUGUUGGAGCGGACACAGGAGAGAGGGUUCGGCAGCUCAUUUACAACCUUGUGUCUGGCACUUUGAAUGUCGAAGAGUUCCAAACAGGCGUCCAGGAGUGUACCAACUAUCCUUUAAGAGCAUCAGUUCCAGGAUUUUUGAGAGCACUCCUGCCUCUAGCUCAGAGGGAUCUCCACACGAGGGCCAGAAGGGCUAAGCAGACGCCUCUCCAAUACAUCAGGUGUCACGAACACCUGAUCCUGGAGUCAGGAGGCGACAGCAGCGACAUCUUCGCUCAUCCACCUGGAGCUUCGGAGACUGGGGUCAAGAGGCGAGCUAGUGAUCCCUUCUACGACACCUCCCAAACGAACGGCUCGCAUGAAGAGUACCCCCCUCAAGCCAAACGCGCCGCCUCCAGUCUGUUCCUGAACCCCUCGCCGUUCCUCUACCCGCUGCCGAGCAAUGCUACACUCUUCGAUUAUUCACAUCCGUACCAUGGGUACCAUGGCAAUCAAGAAGGGGGUUUUGAGAGGAGAGAUGGAUCUAUAACAGUGAGAGACGUAUCAUCAAUGAAUGCGUCUUUCUCAGAGCCCCGGUUGGGCGCCAGUUCGUCAGGACUCCUCAAAACUGAUGAUGAGUGGAAGAAUAUCAACACUAUGCUUAAUUGCAUCCUCAGCAUGGUGGAGAAGACCAAAAGAGCAUUGGCAAUUUUGCAACAAAGAGGUGUAGAACCAACAGAAAGUAACGAUAUAAAGAGGGCAGCUAGUGAGAUUAUGGCAACAGCUGUCAGACAAACAGAGGAAAGAGUUGCUGAAGUACGGAGACGAGCUGAAGAUGCCGUCAAUCAGGUCAAACGCCAAGCCCUUUUGGAGCUUCAACGUGCAAUUGGAGCGGCAGAAUCCAAAGCCCUGGAGCUGGUAGCGGCUGAGAGAGGAAAGGUGGAGAGGAUGGUAGAGAGGCGGCACUCACCACCUCCGGGCAGGGAACUCAGCCCUAAUGCUAGCAAUCAACAAAAUUGUUGCUGGAACUGCGGGCGCAAGGCGCAGGAGACGUGCUCCGGCUGCAACGCGGCGCGCUACUGCGGGGCCUUCUGCCAGCACAAGGACUGGGAGAACCACCACCAGGUAUGCAGCGGCCGUGACCAGAAGCCCACCACUCUCCGUACCUCUCCGACCACCACUCAAGCAUCUUUACCAAAACCACUGACCCGUUCUACGACACCUAUAACCGCCACUAUCAGCAACCCAACACCGACCACGCUACCAGACACCAGGCUGUCACUAACGACCCUGAAUACUGCGGAGCGACUGCUGAACACACAGGAAAGGGAGAGGACUGACAGGCUGACGCUGGCGAACCUCUCGACUGCGCAGGGGCUCAUCGGUAUAGGGAAGAAAUGA